This is a messenger RNA of Geosmithia morbida, 1032 nucleotides long. RefSeq names its product Ribosomal protein S15P/S13E. Gene Ontology annotation, biological process: translation. NCBI's taxonomy places the organism in Eukaryota, Fungi, Ascomycota, Sordariomycetes, Hypocreales, Bionectriaceae. Gene Ontology annotation, cellular component: ribosome. The record is from RefSeq and is a predicted model, not a curated record. Gene Ontology annotation, molecular function: structural constituent of ribosome. The coding region runs from base 1 to 1032 and encodes 343 amino acids. The transcript has 2 exons.
AUGCCUCCCAGACUACAGACGCUGCAGCGUUUAGGGGGCAACAGCAGCCUAUGCCUCCGACCGGCUGCGACAUCAUUCACGACACCCAAGUUCCUCCCCAUCACCCAGACCGCCAAUCUCUCCCAGCGUGAGAAGAAGCGCAAGGCUAAGCAGGACCCCUACGCGUGGGCCCAGGCUCAGCAGCGCAAGAAUGCCAACCUCGACCGGCGCGAGGAGCUACGGCGGCAGCGCCAGGGCGAAGGGUGGAACGACCCGGUAAACGGCAGGGUGACGCCCUUUAUCGAGUCUCUCGAUUCGGCCGGCCAGGCGCGUUACAGCAGGAGCGCUGCGGCAUCGGCAUCGGCAGCAGCAUCAGCAGCGGCGGCGGCGACCGGGUCUGCGGAGGGCGGAGCCGGCAACCUGCAGCAGCAACAGCUGCAGGAGCUUCCCCGGGCGCCGGGUAUGCGCAACUUCUUCUUGACGGACUCAGAGCUGGACGAGGCGACCAAGCACGCCUACACGCUGACCAAGCCGGUCGUGGGCGUGGUGGAGUCACAGAUGGGCUCGGCCUCGGAGGCAGACCUCCUGCGCCUGCACGAGGAAAAGCACGCGCGGGCCGUCGAGGCCAUGAAGCGCAUCACAUCGUUGGCCAACGCCAGCGCCAAGCACCGGUACCACGCCAACGUGCAGCGCGUCAUCGCCGAGUUCGGCCGCCACUCGACGGACAAGGUCCUCGAACCCAGGCCGCGCUCCGUUCACGCCAGCUCUGACCCCAAGGUCCCCCGCGCCGGGCCCGACACCGGCUCCUCCGAAGUCCAGAUCGCCAUCCUGACCACCAAGAUCCGCGCCCUCUCCCAGGCCCUCAAGGUCAACAGGGGCUACAAGGACCGCGCCAACAAGAGAAGCCUCGAGCUCCUCGUCCACAGGCGCCAGAAGCUCCUCAAGUACAUGGAGAGGAAGGAGAGGGGUAGCGGUCGCUGGAACAACAUGGUCGAGAAGCUCGGCCUCACAGAGGCCAUGUGGAAGGGCCAGGUCACCACCCUGUCCAAGUGA